This is a messenger RNA of Xyrauchen texanus (razorback sucker), 2539 nucleotides long. RefSeq lists its product as uncharacterized. The coding region runs from base 145 to 1980 and encodes 611 amino acids. The record is from RefSeq and is a predicted model, not a curated record. The transcript is spliced from 6 exons. NCBI's taxonomy places the organism in Eukaryota, Metazoa, Chordata, Actinopteri, Cypriniformes, Catostomidae.
AGGCAUUUCACACAAGUUGCACAACUAAAACGUGCUGUAGACUCUGGGUUGAAGAGAUUGAGGACAACACAAAGUUUAGCACACUACAAAGAGAAGAAGCAACAGAAUGUUGGAUUAGAAAAGAAUGAAUGAAAACGAGAGACUAUGGAGAGACAAACAGCAGAGAUUGAAGAGAGGGGUAUCCAGCAGACUGAUAUUUCACAACUGCAGGCCAGGCUUCUGAAACUGAGUACAGAUGAAUAUGUACACCAUCUAAAAAGACAUAAUGUACAAUCACAUGCACACGAAGACACAGCCAGCAAAAGUGUUUUUUACUAUUCUCUGGAGUUGGACUGUGAACACACAAAUGAAGACGGCAAUUAUUCGGAUUGCUCUGUAAGACCAGAUGGUGAUGAGGAACGACUAACUAGUUCUGAAACCGAACAAGUCAAUAAAGCUGUUGAAGGGUUCAGAGGCUCUACAGAUGUGGUUCGCAAAUGGGAGAGAAGGACGUUUCUCCCAAACCCUUUGUCUCAAGGAACACAGGGGGAUGAACCGAAAAGAAGUCAGUGGCCAAAAGAAGGUAACCCUUUGAUUGACAAUAAAGAGCUUGGUAUGGAUGAGGACAUGGCUGGAGCGGCAGUAUUUCUUGCACCUUGUCAACAAUCAUGCAAGUUCCCAUCUCAACUCUCAAUGUCCUCUAAAAGAGAUGACUUGUCACAGACGGAGGCUAAGGAUGCACUACCAGAAGAGGCUUGUGUUUGUCCCCCAAAACGGGUCUGUGGUAGAGGCAAUGGUGUAACUCAUCAAACUCCUGUGAACAUUACAAGCAAGACAACGAGGUCUGCUUCUGAACCAGUUGCCCACAAGCCCAAGGAAGAAAGACCAAUUUCAGCUCCAUGUAUUUCACACCAACAGGAAAAUGAAGAUAGUGGAGACUUGUCAAUGAACAACUCCAGGAAAUUAGGCAAAGCAAAACAUAUUUUGGUUUGUGAGGAUUUGUGCAUGGAAGGGAGCACUGGGGUGAUGGCACAUGAAAACUCAGUCUCUAAAAUGCAAAAGAAGGGAAAGAAAAUAAAGAAUCUUACCCAAAAACUGAUGGGAAGACUAAAGGAAAAACAGAAUGAGCACACUGGCAGCAAGAGGAGCAGCGACAGUGGGGAGGAAGAGGAACAAACUUUAAGUUCCAUGAGUCCACCACCACUACCCCCGAAAAAGCAGAAGUAUGUUUGCUUGGAAAGAACAUUCACAUUAAAAGACUUCAAACUCAACCUUGAACCAAUCAACUUAAUGGAUGAAAUAUUCCAGGGAGAAGAGUGGCUGAAAUACCUACCCAGCAAAACCACUCCACCUCAGACAGACAUUGGCAAUCAAUUGACUGCAGAUAAUGUUCUCCAUCCAGAAAAAGAUAUUCAACUUCACAAUACUCAGUUUACACCAGAGAAGGACCAAUCAAAGGACAGAAAGUACAACCAGUUGGACACAGAUCAAGACAAUCUUAAUAAAACUCAACUGGACUAUGCAACAAAAGUGAACAGACACUUGCAUGUAAGACAAGUGAAGCCAAAUUCAAACAUUUUUGCUAUUCCUAAAGCACUGCUAACAAAUGAUGUGAUAAAACAAAGGACAUCUGGGUUAGACUGUGAGUCAAACGCUUCUAAUGUCAUUAAUAACGGGGAGGGAGUGUUCAUGAUUUCUAAACAUGACUUUCAAUUAUUGGAAAGAAAGCUAGAGGACGUUUCUCUCGACUUUUCAACAGUCAAGUCAUUAGGAUUGUUGGACAACUCUACCCUCAAGAGUCGAAUCCAUUUAAGUCAAAAGAGACAACACCGACCACCCAAAAGGAACAAAAAAGGAAAGACAGAAAAGAUAAAUGCCACAUUCUACAAGAUCCCCCCUAUCCUGAAUGAAUCCUCUGUCGGGGCUUUCUCACCACUCCCUUUUUCCACAUCUCCUCCGCUGCAUUCACCAGCAGCUCAAACUUUACCAAUGACCCCAUGAAUGCUCCAUUAUCUGAAGUGUGCAUGUCAGCAAAGUCACAAACAGUGGGAGACAUGUACAGGAUUGCAGAUCUAUUUAGCAGUAAAAUGUCACAUAGUUUAUUGUCAGACCACUAUCAUUCACUGUUAUAACUAAAUGUGUGGUAUUUUUUUAUUUAUUAAUUGUAUAUUAUAUAUAAUCAAAUGAUUUCAACAGGAGUAGCUUACUACAAGUAUUUUUUAUAUAUACAACUUUAAUAUAUAGCCUAUUGCAUUAUAUUUCAUUUUCCACUUUGUAGAUUGUAUGCGUUAUUUCCAGAUGAAGUUAAUAUCUAUAAAUGAGGAACCCUUAAUUUGAUUGUUUUAGUGAUAGAUUUGAUAGAUUUAUUGCCAAUAAAAAGGGUUUCCAACUGAAAUUAUAGACUCUAGUGAGAUUAGAUUACAGUUUUGGUUUUAGAAAAAGGGAUACUUUACAGAAAAUGGUUAUUAUGCCUCCUAAAUUUUUAUUCACAUUAAGAAUUAUUUUUAUAAUAAAAGAUAGAUAUAUGAUUAUGCUGACUAAGCAAUAUACACUACAUAGG